Molecule: messenger RNA, 1255 nt
Organism: Fopius arisanus
Lineage: Eukaryota; Metazoa; Arthropoda; Insecta; Hymenoptera; Braconidae
Product: protein FAM195A-like
Exons: 4
Coding region: 356-700 (114 amino acids)
Source: RefSeq, a predicted model, not a curated record
GAUUUUGAGACCCGCGUCGGCUUUUGGGUUUACGGAAUUAUAAAAAAAUUACACAGCGGGCUUGACUAAUAAUUAAAUUUCGGAAAACAAAACAUGGACGGAACAUGGACAAUCGGAUUUAUUUGAUUUUGUGAUUUGACUCGGCAUUUAUAUUAAUUAAAAACAUUUUCAUUAAAAAAUGAUUGGGUUUCCUCACGAAUUAAUAAGUAGAUCGUGUGAACAAAUUCCGUACGCAUUUUUAUGCGCACUAUCCGAGAGUUAAAUACUUUCCUCAUUACGCCAUUUAAUUCAAUUCGCAUAUCAAAAUUCGCACUGACAUUUAAUUUUGAUAACGUAGUGAUAUUUUUAUCAACUCAUGCACUAUUUUUCAUCCCUGAACAUAAACGGACGAUCACAGAUGACUGCUGUCAAUGGCAAGAGGCCAAACACAAUGCCAAUUCGAUACAACACAGAGUCAUCAGCUCAGCAUUUUGAUCUGAUAAAGUACAUCUGCGAUUCGUGGGACUCCGUGUCGAGAGAAUUGAACAUGAGCCACAAUCAGCCACACGGGGAUUCGCGAAAUUAUCGGAAUGGGGCAUCAGUGACGUAUUAUCAAGAGAGAGAACCAAAUCCACUCCUCAAAGACUUUGAACCGUUCAACCUGGAGGCCUGGUGGGGCAGGCGAGUAGUCCAGAGCAUCACCAGGAGCACAAACUCCUAGUGCCAGGCCCCCUACAAUGAUCACACGCGUACAUUCACACACAGGUAUAAAAAGCAGAAGAGAUAAAUUUUAAUGACAAUUCGGACAACUAGAUAUCUCUAAAAAUCAACGAUUCACCGAGUUUUCAAAAGGAAUUUCAAUGGACAACAGUUCGUCUUAAUUAUCACAGGCUAUUUACCCGAGACUCGAGAUUUAAAUAAUUAUAGAGUUGAUUCAGCUUUCCUUUACAUUCCUACUCGUUCAUUCAGUAAAUAAAUAACAUAACAUCAGUGAUUUGUUGUGAACUAUUACUAGAAAACGAUGAGGCGAAUAGUUAAAGGUGCGAUUUGAAUUGGUGGUAAAUAUUGGAAAUCAUUUCUCGACCUAUUUGUUUUUUAUAUUCUUGAAUUGAACUUAUAGUUAAUAGUAUAAAUCCAAAAAUGGGAGAAUAGUAGUGUUUUUGUGAUCUAAAUAAUUAUUCUGCAUCAGUUAACAUGGGGUAAUUACUAUGAAUGGGAGAAUGCUCAUCACGAACUAGAACUUUUUGCACGACUUAAUGAUAGAAUUAAAAUAAAA